AUGCUCGACCAUCUCGACGGCAACCUUGCACACUACCGUGUAUCACACGAAAAUGCCUUUCUGCCUGAUCGGCUGCCACUCCAACGGCUACCAGACCCUUACUACGCCGAGUGGGAAUCGGUGAUAGAAAUUCUGCCCCAACUUUUGCGCUCCGGCGAGCUCAUUUCGGCAAUCAACGACCUCCCAAUCCUUGAGACUUCGAGAUUGAGCAGCGAAGAGGAAUGGAGAAGAGCAUAUGUAAUCUUGGGCUUCUUCACGCAUGCAUACAUUUGGGGUGGAGAAAAGCCGUCAGAGGUUCUCCCUCCAUGCAUUACCUUACCGUUCCUUGAGGUCUCGGAGCACCUCGGACUGCCGCCAACUGCAACUUACGCUGCGGUGAAUCUCUGGAAUUACAAGACCGUCGAUCCCACCGUGCCGCUUUCUGUUCCGGAGAACCUCCGGGUGCUGCACAGCUUCACGGGCACCGACGAUGAAGCCUGGUUCUACCUCAUCUCCGUCGCCAUCGAGUCGCGCGGCGCCCACACGGUGCCGCUCAUGAUGCAGUGCAUUGACGCGGCAGCGCGGGGCGACCACUGGAAGGUGGUUCAGGGGUUGGACUCGCUGCGGGUCUGCAUCAACGAGCUCGGGGUGAUCCUGGAGCGCAUGUACGAGCGGCUCGACCCACAAGUCUUCUACUUCCACAUCCGGCCCUUCCUGGCCGGCAGCAAGGGCAUGGCCACGGCCGGCCUGCCGCGCGGCGUCUUCUACGACGAGGGCGACGGCAAGGGCGAGUGGCGCCAGUACAGCGGCGGCAGCAACGCCCAGAGCUCGCUCAUCCAGUUCUUCGACAUCGUGCUCGGCGUGCGCCACACGUCCGGCGGCGAGCUCAUCAAGAACAGCUUCAUCGAGGAGAUGAGGUUCUAUAUGCCCGGCCCCCACCGCCGCUUCCUGCAGUACCUCGACCGCGCCGCCAACAUCCGCGAGUACGCCCUCAACCCGUCGACCGAGAACACGGUGCUCGAGGCCUACGACGCCGCCGUGGCCGCCCUUGCCGCCUUCCGGGACAAGCAUAUCCAGAUUGUGACAAGAUACAUCAUCAUGCCCUCGCGCAUGAAAGCGCAAAAAACAAACACGGUCAACAUCGCAUCUGCGUCGUCAAUCCAGGAUGGCGAGGACAAGGCCGAUAAGAAGCUUUACGGAACUGGCGGCACGGCCCUGAUACCCUUUUUAAAGCAAACUAGGGAUGAAACGAAGAAGGCGGCGAGCUCGCAGUGA
Messenger RNA from Lasiodiplodia theobromae, 1254 nucleotides. RefSeq names its product Indoleaminedioxygenase pyrroledioxygenase. Bases 1 to 1254 code for a protein of 417 amino acids. The record is from RefSeq and is a predicted model, not a curated record. Gene Ontology annotation, molecular function: metal ion binding; indoleamine 2,3-dioxygenase activity; heme binding. The transcript is spliced from 4 exons. Lineage: Eukaryota; Fungi; Ascomycota; Dothideomycetes; Botryosphaeriales; Botryosphaeriaceae. Gene Ontology annotation, cellular component: cytoplasm. Gene Ontology annotation, biological process: 'de novo' NAD+ biosynthetic process from L-tryptophan.